This is a messenger RNA of Megalops cyprinoides (Indo-Pacific tarpon), 3416 nucleotides long. RefSeq names its product pleckstrin homology domain-containing family M member 2-like. Gene Ontology annotation, molecular function: kinesin binding. The transcript is spliced from 20 exons. Gene Ontology annotation, biological process: lysosome localization; positive regulation of membrane tubulation; Golgi organization. Gene Ontology annotation, cellular component: endosome membrane. The record is from RefSeq and is a predicted model, not a curated record. Lineage: Eukaryota; Metazoa; Chordata; Actinopteri; Elopiformes; Megalopidae. Bases 341 to 3274 code for a protein of 977 amino acids.
CUAGUCUAGCCAGCAUAGCUAACUUAGAGAUGUCAUUCGGUUUGGGUGACAGCUAUUUCCAAAACCCUCUCAAAUUAGAUAGCUAGUUAGGUAACGUCAUUGUAAAAUGUAAACAAAUGGCGAUAAUUUAAUGUAAAGUCAGCUAAUUUAGGUAGCGACUUUAUCUUCAGCAUUUAGUUUUUUAGCCAUUCUGUGCGAUCCCUGGCGUGUCCGCAUUGUUAUUGUGAGCGAUUAAGAAAUCAGCUGCGCGAUAGCGAGACUAAGUUGGUGAGUUUCGCACACCAAUCACACUGCGUGGGGAACAGCCGACGGGCAAAGGUGUUCGACGGGAAUCCGAGUGAUGGAUCAGCUCAAAGUCAAAGACCGAAUUCUGGAAAACCUGUCGCUGUCUGUGAAGAAGUUGCAGAGCUACUUUGCCGCCUGUGAGGACGAGACGCCGGCGAUCAGGAACCAUGACCGCGUCUUGCAGCGCCUGUGUGAGCACCUGGACCAUGCCCUGCUUUACGGGCUGCAGGACAUCUCCUCGGGCUACUGGGUCCUGGUGCUGCACUUCACCCGCAGAGAGGCUAUCCGACAGAUAGAGGAGCUCCGGCACAUCGCAACCAACCUGGGACGCAGCCGGGCCUGGCUGUACUUGGCACUGAGCGAGAGCUCGCUGGAGAGCUACCUCCGCCUCUUUCAAGAGAACCAGGGGCUGCUGCAGAAAUAUUACUACAAAAAUGCCUUGGUUUGCAGCCACGAUCACCUCACUCUCUUCCUCACUCUGGUGUCCGGCCUGGAGUUCAUCCGAUUCGACCUGGACCUGGACGUCCCGUACUUGGACGUGACGCCCUACAUGCCGGAGUACUACAAGCCUCAGAACCUUCCGGACUUCGAGGAGCGGCUGCCCAGCGCCGACAGCCUGUCCCUGCACUCCUUCACCUCCACCAACCUGGAGUGGGACGACAGCGCCAUCGCCCCCUCCAGCGAGGAUUUUGAUUUCGGUGACAUCUUCCCCAUUUUUCCCGCAGACUGGGAAGAGGGCGACCUCACCGACCCGACCCACUGCCCCUGCUCCGGCGCCCUCGAAUCCCCACCUGUCGUCGGGGCGUCGGCGCCCCUGAGCCCCCCGUUCCGGCGCAGCCACUUCAACGAGGAGUCGGACGCCAACGCGUCCGCCGACGCCACCCCCGUCCACAGGGCCAGCCGGCAGGGCGCCGCUGACGGGGGCGACGGCGAGAGCACGGAGCUAGAGGUCAUCAGGGUGGCAAGGCGAAGGAAGCCAGGGAAGAAGCGCAGAGGGAAGUCCACAAGCAGUGGCCACGAUGCCCCCCCGGCACCUCUUGACAAUGGCACGGGGGACCCUUGUCUUGAUGGCACAGGACACGCUGUUGAGGGGACUGUAACAGCAAAGAUGGAGGAGGGCACGGAGGGCUCGCGGCGGCUCAGCGAGACAGUGGACUCCACUUCUGCAGAUGCCGUGGGGCAGCCUGUGGGGGAGGUCGCGCACGAGGUGCGUGUGGCUCUGGAGGGGGCAGAGGAGGAGGAAGAGGAGGAGGAAGAAGAGGAGGGAGGAGAUUGUCCCGGUCCCCUGUCCCCUCAAGAGCCCUUUCUGGGUGACUCCGAGGACGAGGCCCCCAACCCCAUCUUCCUGGAGGCCCCCCCAGCACCGGUGGACUUCUACCGCUUUACCCCUCACAGCCCAGACUCUGCUGUCCCGGGUGGUGGUCACCAUGACUCUGCAGACCCUGGCCAAUCAGAGGCUGGUUGCCAUGAAGGCAGUGAAAAUGAGAGAGAAGAAGGGGUGCUGGCUGGACUGGACACCCCCCCGAGCCUUGGGGAAGAAGCAGAGGAGGCGGAGGAAGAAGAGGAAGAUGGAACACAGCCAGAGGAAGGGGAGAACAGCUGUUCCCCAGAAGAUGAAGGAGAGGGAAAAGAGGAGCCAGAAGAGGAGAAGACCAGCCCGGCAGAAAUCACCCAUCCUGCUGAGUUCAGGGUGGAUAACAACCACCUCCUCCUGCUCAUGCUGCACGUGUUCAGGGAGAACGAGGAGCAGCUGUUCAAGAUGGUGAGCAUGAGCACCGGCCACACGGAGGGAGACCUGCAGGCCCUGUACAUCCUGCUGACAGACUGCUACAUCUACCUGCUCCGCAAAGGGGCAGCAGAGAAGCCCUACACGGUGGAGGACUUCAUCUCCUACAGCGAACUCGACUAUCUCUCGGUCGGCCUGGACCAGCAGACGGUCAGGCUGGUGUGCACCAACAGGAGGAGGCAGUUCCUGCUGGACACGGCGGACAUGUCACUGACCGCCUGGUUUCUGGAUGCCCUGAGUUCGGCCAUGAUUAAGGGGUGCCGGCAGCCCCCCUACCCUUCCGUCCUGACCGAUGCCACCAUGGAGAGGCUGUCCCUUACCAAGUUCGUGUCCCAGGAGGCGCACUGCGAGGUAUCCGAAGUGUGUGUCCUGCUGUACUCCCUGGUUCACUGGGAGGACCCCCUGGACGUAACCUUGGGCCAGCAGGUGGCGCCGAACGGGCCUUCGGACUCGGCCAGCACCAAGGAGGGCCCCCUGUUGUACCGUGCUGGAACCACAUACCUGGGGAGGGAGCUAUGGAAGAGCUGCUAUCUCGUUCUCAGCAACGGUAUACUCUAUCAGUACCCAGAGAGGACAGACGUGACUCCACUGGUGUCCAUCACCAUGGGUGGGGAGCACUGUGGGGGCUGCCGGCGCUCCCACUCCUCGGAGCGGCGGCACUCCUUCCAGGUGAUCCUGACAGAGCGCCCCCCGCUGGAGCUCAGCGCGUGCGACGAGCGGGACAUGGCCGAGUGGAUGCAGGUCCUCUGCCAGUCCGUCUCCAAAGGGAUGAUCCCGCAGGGGGUCACUCCCUCUCCGUGUAUCCCAUGCUGCCUCGUGCUGACGGACAGGCAGCUGCUGACGUGUCACCAGGACUGCCAGACCAGCUUCUUCCGCUCCCUCGGGGCAGCCGAGCUGCGUGACGUCACCGCCAUCUCCCUGGAGAGAGACAAAGAAUACUGCGUCAUUGAGUUUGCAGAGGACCGUGCUCAGUUCCUGCCACCCUGGGUGCUGUACUUCAGCGGCUGUGAGGAGAGAGACCGCCUGCUGGGGGCACUAGAGAGCGCCUGGAAAGACAUCUUCCAGUCCAGUCUCCCGCAGAAGGGCGUGUCGGACGCCUCCCUGCAGAGGCGGUGCGGGGAGGCGCUGGCCCUCAUCAGGAGCGCCUGGCAGCGCAGCGACAGCCUGCACCGCGGCAGAGAGCGGAGGGAGCCCUGGUGCUGAGGGCCGUCCACCACCAACAAACACCCCCUGCGCAAACAGGAACGGAUACUAAGCACAGGGACUCUUUAGGGUUUGCACAGGGUGAAGCGCACAUCACUCCGAGGGUUACUGAGCACGACAAUGCACUACGGUCAGGUUGAAC